Molecule: messenger RNA, 1008 nt
Organism: Penicillium robsamsonii
Lineage: Eukaryota; Fungi; Ascomycota; Eurotiomycetes; Eurotiales; Aspergillaceae
Product: Zinc finger C2H2
Exons: 4
Coding region: 1-1008 (335 amino acids)
Biological process (GO): regulation of transcription by RNA polymerase II
Cellular component (GO): chromatin
Molecular function (GO): DNA-binding transcription factor activity, RNA polymerase II-specific; RNA polymerase II cis-regulatory region sequence-specific DNA binding
Source: RefSeq, a predicted model, not a curated record
AUGGCCCGGGGAUCCUCAGGGCGCAGUCCAAACCAUAUCGUCUCGGUCUUGAACUCGCCUUCCAUUUCCUCCUCUUCUUCACCGGAACCUCAACUUGCUUCCAACAUGGGCCGGAAGAACAUGCGCCAGAACUCCCAGGAUGCCACUAUGCCCGUCACCUAUACACCAACCACCCAUCGCAUCAGCAAGGCCAAGAAGGGAAAGCGCGUACACGCCUGCCAAUUCCCAGGAUGUGAAAAGGUCUUCACCAGGGCUGAGCACCGAAGACGCCAUGAGUUGAACCACAACCCCGAGGCAUCAUACCGCUGCGCAACACAAGGAUGCAAGAAGGCAUUCCACCGCGCCGAUCUACUUGCGCGCCACAUGGAGAGACACGAACUCGAAUCGCAACCCGAGCAGUGGGAAUCCAACACCCAAAAGCCUAUCGUAACCGAGUCCGUUGUCCCGCGCUGUAUGUCAAUGGACCACGGAAUGCCAUUGACCGCAACCUCCCAUUCACACUCCAUGUCCAUCGGCUCACUCGUGGGACCUGGGAUUCACCCAGACCUGGCCAACGACGGCUCAUUAAUGUGGAGCGGCAUGGACUUGCCCCUACAGCCCCGCCCGGCCUUCCAUAGCCAACUCCCCGAGUCCGUCGACGAUAGCUUCUACUCUUCCCCGGCGGAGACUUGCCCCUCGCCUUUGUCGGAUGCGACUUUCUCUCUUCCUCCCCACUCUAGCUCCUCUAUCUCUUCCGCGUCCGUGUCCGUCAUCGAUCAAUACCCGAAGAAUAUCCUCAAGGGCGAUGUCACUUCGUCCCCGCUUCAGAUACACACUACUCUCCGCUGGGAUACUGAUGCGGGCAUGCCUCCGUCGCAUCUAGUUCCCAUGUCCAUGGGAGAAAAUAUGAUCCAGCCACCCGUUCAGUGCCACUACCCCUCUCCUUCAUGGUCUAGCGCAGACUGCCUUCCUUACGAGGACCAUGUCCACCCCAUGCACAACUUCCAGCCCGUGACCUGGGGUAUGUGA